CCGGGCCGAGGCGGAGGCAGCGGCGGUUCCUCGCCCGCCCCAGUCGCAGGGGAGCGUCGCUCGGGGAGCGCAAGCGAAAAGGAAGCGACCCGGCCGCGACGCCCCGGGAGCCGGUCCCUGCCGGCCGCGGGCACUGCCAGGCGCCCCUCCGCCCGCGGGAGCCGCCUCGGGCUGCUGGGGCCGGCGGGCGCUCGGGCAUCCGCGGGGCAUCGCCAGGCGCCUGGGCACGGGCCAUGGCUCGCCUCUGCCGCCGCCUGCUGCUGCUGCUGCUGCUCCUGGGCCGCUGGCUGGCGCUCGGCGGCGCCUUCAAUCUGGACGUGGAGCGCCCGGCGGUUUACUCCGGCUCGGAGGGGAGUUACUUCGGCUUCGCUGUGGAUUUCUUCGCCCCAGACUCCUCCUCGAUAUUUCUUCUGGUGGGCGCUCCAAAAGCGAACACUACACAACCUGACAUUGUAGAAGGAGGCCAGGUGCUCAAGUGUAACUGGAAUUCCAACAAAAACUGCCAGCCAGUUAUAUUUGAUUCCACAGGCGACAGAAAUUUUGCACCUAAUGAUCCACUGGAAUUUAAGUCUCAUCAGUGGUUUGGAGCAUCCGUGAGGUCUAAAAAUGAUAAAAUUCUGGCCUGUGCCCCCUUGUAUCAUUGGAGAACUGAAGCAAAACAGGAGAGAGAGCCUGUAGGAACUUGUUACCUUCAUGAUGGAUCUAAGGCUGUUGAAUAUGCUCCCUGCAGAUCGACAAUUAUUGAUGCUGAUGGACAGGGAUUUUGUCAAGGAGGCUUUAGCAUUGAUUUUACAAAGGGAGACAGGGUACUUCUUGGAGGACCUGGAAGUUUCUACUGGCAAGGUCAACUCAUUUCUGAUCGGGUGGCAGAAAUUGUGGCUAAAUACAAUUCCAAAGUCUACAGUAUCAAGUAUGAUGACCAGUUAGCAACACGGUCCGCUAGUGCUGCUUUUGAUGACAGCUACUUGGGUUAUUCGGUGGCUGUUGGAGAGUUCAGUGGUGAUGGCAUAGAAGACUUUGUAUCUGGGGUUCCAAGAGCAGCAAGAACGCUGGGCAUGGUAUCUAUUUACAGUGGGAAAAAUAUGGUAUCCUUGUACAAUUUUACUGGAGAACAGAUGGCUGCCUAUUUUGGAUAUUCAGUAGCUGCCACUGAUAUUAAUGGGGAUAAUUACACUGAUUUGUUUAUUGGAGCCCCCCUCUUUAUGGAGCGUGGUUCUGAUGGCAAGCUUCAAGAGGUGGGUCAGGUCUCCAUAUGCCUUCAACAAGCCUCUGGAGGUUUUCGGAUUGUAAAGCUGAAUGGGUUUGAGAUCUUUGCGAGAUUCAGCAGUUCUAUUGCACCUCUGGGGGACCUGGACCAGGAUGGCUUCAAUGAUAUUGCAGUUGCUGCACCCUAUGGUGGAGAGGACAAAAGAGGGGUUGUUUACAUCUACAAUGGAAGAGCGACAGGUUUGAAUGCAGUGCCAUCUCAGAUUCUUGAAGGACAGUGGGCUGCCCAUACUAUGCCACCAAGUUUUGGGUACUCACUGAAAGGAGCCACUGAUGUGGAUAAAAAUGGAUAUCCAGAUUUGAUUGUCGGAGCCUUUGGUGUUGACAGAGCUGUUUUGUACAGGGCUAGACCAGUUAUCAGUGUAAACGCCGGCUUAGAAGUUAACCCGACCAUUCUAAAUCCUGAGGAAAAAAUCUGUGAACUGCCAGAUACCGGUGUGAAAGUUUCAUGCUUUAAAGUAAAGUUCUGCUUAACAGCUGAUGGCAAAGGAAAGCUCCCAAAUAAACUCACCUUCCAAGUGGAACUGCUGUUGGAUAAGCUUAAGCAAAAAGGAGCCUUAAGGAGAGCUCUGUUUCUCCACAACAAACAGCCUGGUCACUCUAAGAAUAUGACACUGGUCAAAGGGGGCACAAUGCGUUGUGAGGAACUUCAGGCUUUUCUGAGGGAUGAAUCUGAGUUUAGAGACAAACUUACUCCGAUCACCGUUUUUAUGGAAUAUCGGUUGGAUUACAAAACAGCCACAGACUCAUCUGGAUUACAGCCCAUCCUCAACCAGUUCACUCCUGCUAACAUUAGCAGACAGACACACAUCCUGCUGGACUGUGGUGAAGAUAAUAUCUGCAAACCGAAAUUGCAGGUUGCAGUACGCAGUGAUCAGAAGCAGAUCUAUAUUGGAGAUGACAAUCCUUUAACCCUGAUUGUCGAUGCCCAGAACCAAGGGGAAGGAGCCUAUGAAGCCGAACUCUUUGUUAUCAUUCCACCCCAAGCAGACUUCAUUGGUGUUGUUCGUAACAAUGAGGCUUUAGCACGGCUAUCCUGUGCAUUUAAAACUGAGAAUCAAACUCGCCUGGUGGUCUGUGACCUUGGAAAUCCCAUGAAGGCUGGGACUAAACUAUUAGCUGGCCUGCGUUUCAGUGUGAAUCAGCAGUCAGAGAUGGACACCUCUGUGAAGUUUGACUUACAAAUUAGAAGCUCCAAUCUAUUUGACAGUUUAAGCCCAAUAACAUCUUAUCAGGCUGACCUUGCCAUCUUAGCAUCUGUUGAAAUUAGAGGUGUCUCUUCUCCUGAUCACAUCUUCCUCCCCAUUGCAAACUGGCAACCCCAGGAGAAUCCAGAGACAGAAGAUGACAUAGGACCUUUAGUUCAGCACAUAUAUGAGCUGAGAAACAAUGGUCCAAGUGCCUUUAGCAAGGUGAUGCUAAAUCUUCAAUGGCCUUACAAAUACAACAAUAACACCCUGUUGUAUAUUAUGCAAUAUGAAAUUGAUGGACCCAUGAACUGCACUUCAGAUAUGGAGAUCAACCCAUUGAAAAUUAAGAUUUCAGUUCCUGAAGCAGAUGAGAAGAAUGAAACACUUAGGGAUGAAGAUAAUCGUGAUCACCAUAUAAAUCGAAGAGAGAUAACUGCCAAUGAAGGAGAUGUACAUACUUUGGGCUGUGGAACUGCUGAAUGUUUAAAGAUAGUCUGCCAAGUUGGACGCCUGGAGAGGGGAAAAAGCACAAUAUUGUAUGUUAAAUCCCGCCUUUGGACCCAGACCUUUAUGAACAAAGAAAACCAGAAUCAUUCGUACUCACUCAAGUCAUCAGCCUCAUUCAGUGUCAUAGAGUUCCCUUACAAGAACCUUUCAUUUGAAGAUAUCCAUAAUUCUACAGUAGUUACCACAAAUAUCACCUGGGGCAUUCAACCACAGCCCAUGCCAGUGCCAGUGUGGGUUAUAAUUUUGGCUGUCUUAGCAGGAUUAUUGCUCCUGGCUGUUUUAGUCUUUGUAAUGUACAGGAUGGGGUUCUUCAAACGGGUGCGACCGCCUCAGGAAGAACAAGAAAGAGAACAGCUGCAACCCCAUGAAAACGGCGAAGGAACGUCAGAAGCUUAAAAAGAGUUUUAUCUGUGUAACAUAUUGAAACUGUAAAAAUGCCAGCAUCUUGGUUACAAAUUUUGAUUUCCCUCUUAAGGAACAGACACUCCAUGACUGCACUACUGCUGAUGUCUUUUGGCAUUCGGAAUAGCCUUAACUACAAAUUAAAAGCAAUAAAUUUAAAUCUUCCCCUGUAUUAAUCACAUUAAUAGAUGUGACUAAUGCAUAUGCACUGAUUUGGAUGUCAAAAACAUACAUGAUAUUUAGUGCCAUGAUUUUGCUAAUCUAAUUUCAGGAGACACUGUUCUUUGAUGCACAGACAAGUGUUGUACAAACGGCUACGUAGAUUUCACUAAGCUCUGUAAACCAGCAGUUCCCAUAGUUCAUUGCUAGAUUUAGUAUGUUCUCUGUUGAUGGACAUUUAUGUUCAGACACUACACUUAAUUUUCAAGCUCUCAGUGGCUAGAUGCACAAAAUGGGUAUAGGUUGUUUUACAAAUCUGCCUUGAUUGCAAAGCUUUUCUGUCCUUAGACCUCUUGCUGAUGAUUUCCCCCAAAAAAGUAUACAUGGGAAUAUUCAGCAGGAUCAUUUCCAUUUGCCAUCUCUUCUGCAUGCUGGUCUCCCUUUCUGUAAGGAGUUGGGGGUUAGCUUCCUCCAUGGGACCAUUUCUCCUUCCCCUCCCACUCCUCUUGAUUUCAUAGAUGGUGCUCCACAGGUCUUGGUCUGCAUUUUUAACCCAAUAUAGUUACACUGAUACAAACCCUAGUGUGGAUGUUGUUAUAUCAAUAUAAAGGUUCCUUCUACCAGGAUAGCUUAGUACCCUCCUAAACAGAAAUAAACUAUACCAGUAUAAAUUCCUUUAUGCCAAUGUAACUGUGUCCACACAAGUGGUGUUAUACUACUUAACUAUAUCAGGAUAGUUGAACUGAUUAAACUGUUGUAUUUGACAAGCUCUAAGAGUAACAGCAAGGACAGAGCACUUUGGCAUGUAUUCUAGGUUGCUUGGGGCAGCAUCUCUCCACUGUAAAUACCCCAAAUGACUAGAGAACUUUUUUGCUGCAAGUUACCUGAAGUUAAUAGCUUGUUUAGACUUUCAUUUCUGCCUCAUGUCUGGUUUUUGGAAAACCAGGACUGAUUUUCACUCUUCAUUGCAUUCUUCUUAGCUGAACCACUAUUGUAUCUGCGUUAUUACUGAGAAAGUCCAAAGUUAGUAGAGGGUUAAUUUGUAUAUUGGACAGCUUGCUUUUUUUAUCCAUUUACAUAUUGUUUUAAAUAGCUGUUUAAGUGAAAGUACUUUAUAAUGGAAAUCCUAGCCUCACUGAAGUAAUGGAAUUUACCCACAGCCUUUAAUUAUAUAGUAUUGUUAUUAUAAUCAUAGAGGGAGGAAUCAGGACCCAUGGCAUUAGGGGCACGUCCAUAAGACAUCUGGGGGUGAGCCUCCCACCCUGGGUCCACAGAGUUGCUCUAGUGGAGCUCAUGUUAGCACUCUAAAAAUAGAUGUUUUGAUCUUGCAUCGUGGUCCAGAAUUCAGGCUCUUUAGCCCAUCCCAUCCCACCCCACCCUGGCUUCAGAAUGCAAGCUCCAACCUGAGCCAUGUACACAGCUAUUUUCACAGUGCUUGUGCAAACCCUGCUAACCUGAAUCUGUGGACCCAGGCUGGGAGGCUGGGUCCCCGACGCAGAGUAGACGUGCCCUAGAUGGCCUUGUUGUAUGUGUUUUAAGAUGAGACAGGAGUAAUUAUUUUGUUAAAUUCAGCUUCAGUCAAGGCUUGAUCCGGCAGUUAUACUGCACACCUGAUUCCCAUUGCCAUUAGUGGGAAAUCUGCACACACAAGGACCAUUGGAUUCUUUGGGUCCAGUCUGAAACUUAGGCUAAGCCUAGAGUUGAAGAGACUAUCAGCAGAGAAAACAUGGCUCUGAUUCUGCAAACACGUAUGUGCUUAAAGCACAUGAGUAGCCACAGUGAUUUGAAAUCAGCAGGACAACUCACCUAUCUAAGGAUGAGCACAGGACUGAGGCCAUUAUGGGGAGACGGAGAAAAGUACAGGAAAGCUCAGCUCAUCUGGGAGGGGUAUUAACAUUAGUAUUAACUACCCCUUGAUUUUAGGGUCACGAAAGCGUGUCAUUUCUUGGCAUUUAGGGUACAAAGGUAUCAUUUCAGCACAACUGCUGUAACUAUGGAAACUUCCAUCUGUACUAAGUUACGUAAAGUAAUAUUUCUUGAAAUUAUUUGUAUUUCUUAUGUUCUACUAAAGAAUAACAGCAAAUAAUUGCCUCCCCUCUUUGAUUAAAAUCCCUGUACAUUCACUAAUCUCCAGUUUCAUUGUUAGAAAACAGUAACGUAGCUGCAGUGUUCAGGUUACAUCAUGAAUUCAACUGUGCACACAGCCCCCAGUUCAGGACAAGUUAAGCAUAUGCUUAAAGGAUAUUUUGAACAGGGAUAGUUUCCUGAAUUGAGGUCUUUGUGUUUACAAUCUAGAUUUGGCAAUAAGAUUAUAGAAUUUAUAUUUUCUACUGUCAUAAUAGUUUUCGUAGUGGCCUACAAAAGCUAUUUGUAUUCUUAUAGCAAAUGUUUUAUAAUGUCCACUUUUUUAUAAAGAAAAUGUGAUAUUUUUGUAUGCAAUGAAUGCACCUGAAUCAAGUGCUGUGCAUAAAAUCAUAUGGCAGAUAGCGUAUUUAGUCCUCUUUUCAGAGAAAUUCAUUUCAUACGUCCAAAUUCAUGUAUAUGCACUAACAUGUGCAAUUAUUUAGCCUAAGAGCAAUUAAAAAAAUCCAGAUCUUUUAUGAGUUUAUAUAACUACUCCAACUUACAUUAUUGCAGCUUUUUAUGGUGUAUCUUAAAAAGUUAAAAUUUAUAUUGAGAAAUUUAUAUGUCUGGUACCAUACUUUGGCAAGAUUCAUGAGGUGUAAGGAUGUAAACUCACUUGUAGGUUUAAAUUUGUCUUUCAAAAAACACUAUUAAAGUUCAAUAGUAGAUAUAUUGUUGUUAAGCACAAGUGGGAAGCCAAACUUUAUAGAUAUAUGUAUAUAUAAAAUCAAAAAUCAAAAUCUUUUAUAAAUGUUCCAAAUGUCUAUAUUAGACUUGUAUUUCUAUCCUUUAAAUUUAUGAUUGACUAAACGACCUUGGUGCUUUUGAUACUUUUAAAGAAAGUCUGCUACUGUAUUUCCUUUCUUUACUAAAAAUUUUGAUAACUCUUUACAUAUAGCUAAGAUUUAAAUCCAAACUAAGAUUUUAGUAUUAGUUAUUCCUAAAAUUGUGUCCAGCCUUGAAUACUUGUAACCUUGUUAAAAUGAACUCUCAUAAGUAUCUUUUGAACGUAUUUCAGCUGGAACUAGGGGAUUCUUGGUGCUUUUGAAAUGUUCACUUUAUUAAUAUAUAGUUAUGAAAGUGUAGAGCUUUACACAGCAAAAAAUGCAUUAAAGAAGUUUUUUUAGGAGUGUCCGCUACUAUUUCAGAGAGGUUAAAAGAGAUUUUGACCAUUUUGGGGGGAGGAGGGAGAAAGAUUCAAAUUGUAUAACAUCUUGUUUUAGAACCAGUGCUCAUGCCAGAGGGAGCUAUUGGGUAUCACUACUGAGCACUACCAAAUCGCAUCAGAGAGCAGCAUUAGCAUGGACAAAAUCUAGUCAACUCUGUCUUACUGCAGAGUAAGGCCUGUUCCAAAGUCCUAUGAACUCAACAGGAGAUUUUCCAUUUACUUCAGUUGGGCUGCUCAUGUACAAUGCAGCUGUCUGUGAAUGGGAAAGAAUUAAGGUUAUGUAAUAGGAAAAUGGCAGCCCAGAAUAAAUGGGUAGGUGGCAGAAUGUGCACUGAUCUUGUCGCUUUCGUGGGGAGAUAAGGGCUUCUUUCUCUUGUUGACGCAAGAGCUGAGAAACAAGUUUUGUGCACUGUGUACUCCUACCACAAAGAAAUGCAACCUUUUGUUCCUUUUAAGAUCUAAUCCUGGGAGAUGCUGAGCUCUCGCAGUUCCUUGGGAUCUGAACUUUUUGGUACUCAGUCCCUAGAUUUUAGUUCUCAUGUGCAAUAUAACAUUAUAAUCUGAUCUAAUUCACUGCCAAGUUGUUUUUAAGUUUAAUAGGCCUGACCUAAGACGUGAUGUAGCAUUUGUUGACUUACAGUAGUCAAUAUUUUUAAGAACCUUUUACAAAACAAAUGUAUUAAAUUGAGUUGAUACAUGAAUGCUGUAGAAAGAGUUUUGAUGACCCACAUUGGGUGAGACAUAAUGAGUAUAUAUUCUAAAGUUUAUCAAUUGCUAACUCAUUGGUUUGGGUUAAUGAGAUUUGGUACAAUGUUUUUCUCUAAAUCCAUUGUGGAAAAUUUGACUAGUGACUGUACAAUAAUGUAUUUGAGUCUGUAGUGCUACUACUGUUUCAUAUGUUUGUGCCUCUUAUUUCAGUGUAAUUUUUUUCAAAAGGUAUUUGAAACUUUUUAAUACUAGCAAAGGAAAUCUAAGUUUAAAUGCAUUGUCCUUGUAAAAAUAUUUUACAUUAUGGUUGAAUAACUUGACCCUUGACUUUUGCAAAAUAAAUAAAGAUUUAACAUAACAUUAGAAACUGCAAUGACAAUAUUAGUUGAGUGGCCCUUUCUGAUCCAUAAAGGAAAUUUACUUGUUAUGACAAUGCUGUUUUGAAAAUGUAACAUUUAAUUCUUCAUUUUAUAACAGACCAGUUUUUGCAUGCAUUUUGCUAGUGCAAUGUUGUCUGCACAAGCAGAAAAUUAACUUACUAACAAGACUGCCACAAAUUUGGGCCACUAAAGUUCUUAGCUGUUGGAUAAAUAUAUUCAUGAAUCAAAUGGAAAUAUUUUCAAGUUACAAAAUUGUUUCAAGGGGCCUUACAGAACAUUUAAAGAGAGCAAUAUUCAUUUUCAGCCACCUUAUUUUUAUUAAAAUAUAAAUCACACAAAUUGUGUAUUGCAGCAGGCAGAACUGCAUUAGCAUCAGAUAUGGCUAGCAAGCCUGCCUUAUUUUCCUUUUUAAGUCAAUUUUUAAUCCCAGAAAUCCACUGAUACCUUACAAUUUAAAAUGAUUUCAUUGGGUUAUAUUUGUUUAGCUCUAUAUUCAAUUUUAGAAAUAAUUUAAAAUAUUCAUGAUUGGAUAAACAGAUUUUCAAAAUCUGAUUGUAAAUGUUAGAUUGAUUAUUAGAAUUUUGAAAUAAAAUAUCUCAAUAAAAAAAUCUUCUCUGAA
This is a messenger RNA of Dermochelys coriacea (leatherback sea turtle), 8523 nucleotides long. RefSeq names its product integrin subunit alpha V (gene ITGAV). The transcript is spliced from 30 exons. Gene Ontology annotation, molecular function: integrin binding. Gene Ontology annotation, biological process: integrin-mediated signaling pathway; cell adhesion mediated by integrin; cell-matrix adhesion. The record is from RefSeq and is a predicted model, not a curated record. NCBI's taxonomy places the organism in Eukaryota, Metazoa, Chordata, Testudines, Dermochelyidae. Bases 234 to 3359 code for a protein of 1041 amino acids. Gene Ontology annotation, cellular component: external side of plasma membrane; integrin complex.